CUCCGUUCAUCCUCAUCUCUCCGUUUCCAUUACUUGUCUCACACAUCCAAAAGAAAGAAAAAAAUGCAGAAGAUCGUUUGGCAUUUAGUGAUCAAGGGCUGCGAAGAAAGAAGAGGAAAUUGGUGGGCUGUGAUGGAGAGAAGACUAGGUUUAGGUGAUCUCUUCUUCCUCUAAAUUAAUAGGGAUCUUUUUUCGCUGGGAUUUUUUUGGGGAGGUCUGAAAAAGACAAAAGCCGACGGUAGAGAAAAAAAGAGAGAUCCGAGAGCCUCGGGCUGCCAGCGGAGAUAUUUCAAGUUCCCUACUGCUUGUAAUUUGAUCUGGAAUAUAGGUGAAAUACUCCUCCCCUUCAAUUUAAUGUAGUUUAUUUGCAGGAAUGACAAACUGCUCAAGUUCUUCUCCGUUACUGUUUUGUGUUGAUGUGAUGAAUACUUGAAUUCAUCA
Molecule: messenger RNA, 441 nt
Organism: Rubroshorea leprosula
Lineage: Eukaryota; Viridiplantae; Streptophyta; Magnoliopsida; Malvales; Dipterocarpaceae
Source: the annotation of a GenBank genome assembly